GACGCUACCGAACACCGGCACGAGGUGUACGCUCGGCUCCUGAACCUGACACGACUUCCUCGUGUCGACAGCGACAGCCUCGCGCGAGCGGCCGUACCUCGACGUCGUCUUCGGGGGGGACUCGGCAGCUCCGGCACGCGUGCGAGGCCGCGCGGGCCCCGAUUCAUCCAGGUUAGCCGCAUCUCGUCAUCGCCGCUCAAACAGCCUUACGGAGGAGGAGCCGCGUGCCCCAACCGAUCGUCAGGAUGAGGGCCUCAAGGAGAUCGGCGCAUCUACGUAUGGCAGUGCUAGUCGCAGCUCUUGUUGCCCUCGUGACCGGCCUCGAGAAUGAUGAUUUGGUAUUUGAUCACGAUGGAAAAUUACCAAUUGCAGAUACAACGUCAGAACAAGAAUACCAAGAAUCAUUAUUCCACAAUAUUUGGAACUGGUUGAAUUUUGGUAAAAUAAAUAUAUUUUCAUUAUCAAAAUAUCCAUCAAUAGGUCAGUUUGAAAAAUCAAGAGACACAAACUCAAUAUUUAAUACUGACGAUCGUCCCAAAAGAGAAGUUAAAGAGGAUAAUGAAAUUAAGAAUGAUGAUUCAUUAUAUAAAUCUAGAAAAUCUUUUUACACGAAUGAUAAUCCGAUACAACCAAAAUUAGCUUCAAAAUUUCGACAAGGUGACGAUGAAGAUGAUUUGGGUUCCGGUGAACUAGAGAUAGAGAAAGAAGUUGAAGGAAGCGCGAACAGCGUCGAUUUCCAUACAAUACGAUCUACAACAUUAAACCAUAUAAAUACAAUAACCGAAUCAAACUUAAUUGAAGAACCAAAUAGCUAUGAUGAGAAAAAUGUUUAUAGAAUAUCUAUAACAAUUAAAGAACCAUAUCGGGAAGAAUUUGAAAGAAGAGAUGGUGAAAAAUUUAAAAAAUUCGCUGAAAAUCUCACUAAGAGCGUGGAAGAAAUUUUGCAUCAAAAUUUGAAAAAAGACCAUCAUGUAACUUUUGUUAAAAUGGAGAAUGCUCCAGAUCCAUUUGAAUCUCAUGUCCAUCUGGAUAUACGUACGAUGAGUAGUGAAACAGAUGUUAGACAUGUACUUGAAAAGCAUCUUAACACUUAUUAUUCAUUCGGAAAAUUUACAGUUAAUCCGUUGACAUUUCAAUUAAGAGCUGUUUUAGAGUGUCAAUAUGGAGAGAUUGCCUGCGAUAUUUCUAGAUGUAUUUUGCAAACACAAAAAUGCGAUUUUAAAUCUGAUUGCGAAGAUGGUAGUGAUGAAAUCGACUGCAAAUAUCCUACUUGUGGACCAGAUGAUUUUGUGUGCAAUAACGGUCAAUGCAUAAAGGGCAGUUUGCAUUGUGAUGAUCGACCGGAUUGUUAUGAUCAUUCAGAUGAAGAAAAUUGUUUAACUACUUGUAGCAGUGAUGAAUAUCGUUGUUUAGAAGGAAUUUGUAUCAGUAUCGACAAACGCUGUAAUGAUUAUCCAGAUUGUCGAAAUGGAGACGAUGAGGAUUCAUGUGAUUGCAGACCCGAUGAUUUUUAUUGCGAAGACGGAAACUGCGUUUCUUAUAGCUCGCUAUGCAAUGGGGUUCAAGAAUGCAGAGAUGGCUCUGAUGAAAAAGAUUGUGACUUUGCACCUUGCCCUCCUACGGACUUCACGUGCGGUGAUCGUUCUUGUAUUCCAAAGGCAUUGGUAUGUGAUGGAAUAGACCACUGUUUGGGCGCUGAAGAUGAACUUCGUUGCGAAAAAAACUGUACACCGACCCAAUUCAAAUGUGUGAGUGGAAAUAAAUGUAUAGAAAGCGUCUACAGAUGCGAUGGUUAUCCAGACUGUCCCGAUAGAAGUGAUGAAGAUUGUCACAAUGGCUCUUCUAAUGGAUCUAUAAUAUAUGAUUCGUCAACAUUAUCUAAUCAUGUAAAUAAUUCUAGAGUGAAUUAUUCAGGCUGUCGAAGCGAUGAAUUCGAAUGUUCUCCAAACUAUUGUAUUAAUCGUUUGGAUAUUUGUAAUGGUCGAUUAGAUUGUCCGAAUGGAAAUGAUGAACAAAAUUGUUCACCAUAUCAACAUCGAGAAGAAGAAAGUGCCAGGCUGAAUCUCAAAGUUUAUCCAACUGAUCAAAUUAUUAAUGAGAAAUCCGAGGUAGUUUUUCAAUGCCGUGAUGAAGGUCUUUUAAGAGCAAAAGUUCGAUGGAUUCGAGGUAAUAAUCGACCGCUUCCUCCGGGUAGUCAUGUAGACAAUGGACGCCUUGAAAUUCCUAACAUUCAGUUAGAACAUUCAGGAAACUAUAUAUGCGAGGCAGAAAAAUAUCUACAUCUUCCUGGAUCUCAAAUUACUGCACAACUUACAGUUGAGAAAUAUAACCAAUCGUGGUAUGAAUCUUCAAAGUCGUGUAGCGAAUACGAGGCAACGUGUUCCAACGAAGAAUGUAUCCCUAAAAGCGACAUAUGCAAUGGUAAAAUUGAUUGUUCUGAUGGAUCUGAUGAAAUACAUUGCGGUCAUCAUGGGUGCGAACCAAAUGAAUUUCGUUGUUCAAAUAAGCAAUGCAUGAGUAAACUUUGGCGGUGCGAUGGAGAUAAAGAUUGUAGCGAUGGUAGUGACGAAGAAAAUUGCGCUGAUUUAUCAUACAAUGCACCUUGUUAUUAUGGAGAAUUUAAAUGCUCAAGUAAUAAUCAAUGUAUUCCAAAGAGUUAUCAUUGUGAUCAUGAAAAUGAUUGCGUGGAUGGUAGUGAUGAAAUCGGAUGCUCCCCUGUGUAUAUUUUAAUACCACCACCACCAAUGAUGGUUCUCGAUCCAGGCGAUACACUAUCAUUAACUUGCACAGCUAUUGGCAUACCGAUACCGGAGAUCAAUUGGCGUUUGAAUUGGGGGCAUGUGCCUCAAAAAUGUUCGAUGACUUCAACUAAUGGAACUGGCACUUUAACUUGUCCAGACUUGAGAGUUGAAGAUCAAGGCGCAUAUUCGUGCGAGGGAAUUAAUGUAAUGGGUUUUGUUAUUGCUGUGCCUGAUACUAUUCUAGUCGUUAAAAAUACAAGCAUUUGUCCAUUAGGAAAAUUCAAUUCUGAAGCUAAUAAAGUUGAAGAUUGCAUUUCUUGUUUCUGUUUUGGAGUGACAACUGAGUGUGGAAGCGCUAAAUUGUUUACACAUCAGAUUCCCCUGCCUGUUGAUCGUUAUAAAGUUGUGCCUGUUGAAAUAAAGCCUAGAAUAACAGUUCUCUUAGAUACCAAUGUUACGCAAACGGUUCCAAUAGAACAUGAUGGAAUUCAUGUUCAAACUCUUAAUAAUGAAGUAAACAAAAAUAGUGUCAUUUACUUUGGAUUACCAGAUAACUUCAACGGUAAUCAAUUAAAAUCUUACGGUGGAUAUCUACAGUACGAUCUUAGAUAUAAUAGUUAUGGCAUCGAUAAUGAAGCACCUUCCGUAAUAAUUAUGGGAAAUGAUAUAAGCAUUUUUCAUACUAAUUCGCAAUUUUUCAAUAAUCGUGAGUCAAGACAAAAAAUCAGAUUCGUUUAUGGAGAAUGGUACAAGCAGGAUCGUAGAGGAUCAAUUUUAGCAUCUAGAGAAAAUAUUAUGAUGGUUUUAGCAAACAUCAAUAAUAUUUUAAUAAAAGCUCAAUAUGAGAAUUCGCCGCACUUAAAUGUUUCCAUAACAAAUGUAAUUCUGGAUUCAGCUCGCAGUACUGGGUUGGAUUCAGCAUCUUUUAUAGAAGAAUGUCGUUGUCCUUCAGGAUAUACUGGACUUUCAUGUGAAAACUGUGCUCCUGGAUAUAUAAGACGUAAGAGUGGACAAUGGCUUAACCAGUGUUAUAAAGAAAAUUUACCACAAAGUUGUCCUCGAACAUUUUAUGGGGAUCCGUCACGAGGAAUUCCAUGCGAAGCUUGUCCAUGCCCACUUCCAUCAAACCAAUUUGAACGAACUUGCCACUUGGAAUUCGAUAAUAAAAAUCCAAAAUGCGACUGCCCCCCUGGUUACGAAGGAAAGCGGUGUGAAAGAUGUGCCGAAGGGUAUCGAGGUAAUCCAUUACGAGGAGAAGAAUGUCGAUCUUAUGAACCGUGCGAUCGUAGUGGAAGCUUAAGUCCUGAACCUGAUCGAUACACCGGAAGAUGCCAAUGUAAGGAAUAUGCCAUCGGACCUAAAUGCAAUCAAUGUAAAGCUAACACCUUUAGUUUGGCUUCAACAAAUCAAUUUGGAUGCAUAAAUUGUUUUUGUAUGGGAACCACCAAUACGUGCGUUUCGUCCAAUUGGUAUAGAAGCGAGACUCGAGUUUCAUUUACCAAUUCUGUACAAGGAUUUCAAUUGAUUGGUUCGAAAGAUCGUGAAUCAGUCCCAAUUAGUUUGGGGAUUAAUAUAAAACCUGAUACACGAGAGAUAGUUUUUAAUGAUUUUCCUGAUCGAGGAGCAGGGGACGUUUAUUAUUGGCGCUUACCAACUAUAUUUUUGGGCAAUCAAAUAACUGCAUAUGGAGGAAAUCUGAAAUAUAUCGUAAGAUAUGUACCUUCACCCGGUGGUUUAACAUCAAGAAACAGCGCAGCAGAUGUUGAAUUAAUUAGUUCUAAUGACAUUACACUUCUUUAUUACUCUCGAGAAGUCUCGGAUCCCAAUAUUGCGAAAACUUUUACCGUUCCUUUACUUGAACAAUAUUGGCAACGAUCUGAUGGAACUACAGCUGAUAGAGAGCAUCUUUUAAUGGCUCUUGCCGAUAUAGAGGCCAUUAGAAUUAAAGCAACUUAUACAACUCAUACUUAUGAAGCUGCAUUAGCUUAUGUUUCAUUGGAUAUUGCUGAAGAAUUUAAUACAGGAAAAGAGCGUGCUAUUGAAGUUGAAAAAUGCAGUUGCCCGGUUGGAUAUCAAGGUCUUUCUUGCGAAGACUGCGCAUCUGGUUACACCAGAGCCAUCGAAGGCUUAUAUCUUGGAAUUUGUGAGCCAUGUAAAUGUAACGGUCAUUCAAAUCAGUGUGAUCCAGAAAAUGGAGCAUGCGAGAAUUGCGCUGAUCAUACAACGGGAGAAAACUGUGAAUUAUGCGAAUCUGGAUAUGUAGGUGAUGCUUUACGUGGCACUCCAAACGAUUGCCAAAUAAAAAAUGGUUCAGUUAUUCCAUGCCAUUGUAAUGUUCUUGGAUCAGAAUCAAGUAAUUGCAGUAAUGGCCACUGUGAAUGCAAGCGGAACACUGAAGGUCCCGAUUGUGGUCGUUGUCGUUUUUCAACGUUUGGAUUAUCAGAACAUAAUGCAGACGGUUGUAACGAAUGUUUUUGCAAUGGCGUAACCAAUGAAUGUCACGAAAGUUCCUUAUACAUUCAACAAAUUCCUAUAUUUUUAUAUGACAACCAACAUGGAUUUACAUUGACGGAUUCAUCUAGACGUGAAGUGAUUAGUGACAAUUUUAAAUUAAAUAUAUCUGUAAAUGAAAUUGGAUAUGAAUUUACUACUGAUCGUAAUAAAAGAUUAUUUUGGUCUUUACCAACUGUGUUUACGGGCAAUAAAGUAAAAAGUUACGGUGGUAAUUUAUUACUAUCUCUACAUAUUGUAGCGCAACCAUAUUCCGUGUGUCAUCAAGAUCAAGAUGUUAUAUUAGUUGGAAAUGGAUUAACAUUAUAUUGGACUAGUUCGAAAGAAAUAUCUCCCAAGUCUAUGGUGACCUUUUCAGUUCCGUUGAAAGAACACGAGUGGCGACACAUUUCUUUUAAUGGUCUUCGAGUUGCAACUAGAUCUGAUUUAAUGACCGUUCUUACAAAUAUUGAUGCUAUUUUAGUACGAGCAACAUACUGUACGGAAAUGAUAGCGACAUACAUAAGUGAUAUUAGUUUAGAUACUGCUGUAGAAAUUUUUACGGGAAAUCCUCGAGCAACUCAAAUAGAAAUUUGUAGAUGCCCGGCUGGAUACAGCGGAACUUCUUGCGAAGCAUGUGCACCAGGAUAUUACAGAAAUGCAAAUGAUCGUUCUACGAGUAUAUUAGGAUCAUGCAGUCCCUGCCCAUGUAAUGGAAAUGAACAAAGUUGUGAAUUGGACUGGUCAGCCCAUGUUAAAUGUAAUUGUAACCCGCAAUAUACUGGAGAAUAUUGUCAAGAUAUAGCUGAUUUUACUCAAUCACCUGCAAUCCCUUCAACAACUACAAUUCAGUCAUCACCAAUUGUUGUCAAAAUUAAAGAACCGACAAUUCAAAUUGUCAAAAUCGGAGAUAGCGUUAGAUACCAUUGUUCAGCAAAAUCUUUAUACAACGAUCCCGUCACCAUAAAAUGGGAGAAAGAAGGGGGUUACUUACCAGUAGGUAGGGGUAUUGAUGAUUCGUCCGGUUUAUUAUUUAUUAGAGAAGUUAAAGUUUCUGACAGUGGCAAUUACAUUUGUCGCGUUACUGAUGGAGUACAUGUUAGAACAGAAAAAGUUACUCUUCACAUUGGAGAUUCUGUUUUGGAACCAAUAAUUAAUAUAAAUCCAGCAUUUUUGAGAGUCAUAGAAGGAGAUCCUGCAGAGUUUCUUUGCGAAGUAACUGACUCGCCUCAAGCAUUAAUAGAAUGGAUUCGUUCCGAUGGAAGAAUGAAUCCAAAUGCAACAUUUGGUGGUGGAAUUUUAAAAAUACCAUCAGUUACUGUAGAUGAUGAUGGUGAAUAUAAAUGUAUUGUAAGAAGCCGUAGUGGUUACAGUGAGAAAACAGCACAAUUACAUGUAAAAGGUAUUGAUUAUGAUCCUUCUCAAGAAUCAGACAUUGUCGUUAACGUAUCACCUUCAAAGUGGUCCGGAUUUAGUGGUGAUACAGUAAAAUUGGCUUGUGAUACGUCAAAACCAGUACAAAAAAUUAUUUGGAGUCGAACAGAUCGUUUAACACUUCCAACUGCUGCUGUACAAAGCAAUGGUGUUUUAAUUAUUUCGAACCCUGCAUUAAAUGACGCUGGAUGGUAUAUUUGUACAGCGAUAUUGUACGAUGGAACUGAAAAGAGUGUGACUACUUCUGUAACGAUUCAUCCACGCCAUAAUAUGCCGAUUAUUUCUAUUGAGCCACAAAGACAAAAAGUUCCUCAAGGAUCGACAGCCACAAUUGAAUGCAGAACGGAAGGUGACGAAACAAACAUUAAAUGGAUGAAGAAUAGAGAAUCUAAUUUAGGUUCUAACGUUCAAGCUACAGGCAAUAUUUUACGCAUUAAUAAUAUUCAAAUAGUAAAUAGAGGUGUUUAUACAUGUCGAAUCAGCAAUAGUGAAAAAGGAAAUUUCGAAGCUAGUGCUAUAAUUGAAGUAGAACCUCGGGAAAUGCCUAUUUUACAAAUUCAUCCGCAUGAAUCCCAAACGGUCUUAGAAGGUAAUACAGCUGAUUUCCAUUGUCGUGCAAUCGCUGGUAUUCCGACUCCAGAAAUUAAAUGGACACGUCAGGAUGGCAGACCACUUAGUUUUAAUGCACAAGUUGCUUCUGAUGGAAUGCUAAGAAUCAAUAAUGCAACGCAUUCUGAUGGAGGUACUUACGUUUGUGUCGCUGAAAAUCCUGUUGGCGUAACAAGUCUCAGUGUUAAUUUAGAAAUUAAUUCAUUCCCUGUUAUAAUCAUUACUCCUCAAAAUGGCGUACUGCAAAUGAAAUUAGGCGAUCCAUUACAUCUUACAUGUACUGCAACGGGUUAUCCUUCACCAAUUGUGUCUUGGAGUAAAGAUUACGGUCAAGAUCCUAAAGAACGAACGAUUAUCGAUCCUUAUAAUUCUGGAACUUUUGGGCCAUCUGCUACUAUUGAUAUUAAUGCUGUAUCGAAAGAAGAUGAGGGUACUUACGUAUGUAAAGCAAGUAAUUCUGCUGGAGUAAUUGUAGACUACGUACAAUUAAGAAUAGAAGAUGAUAUAAAUUCAGUUGAUUAUCCAGAUAAUUGCCGAGGAGAUCCAUAUUGUUAUGAAAAUAUUCCUCAGGUAAAACAAAACAAGCAUAGUUCUUUGCUUGUAGACAGAUUGUCAAAAAUUCCAUCCGGUGGAAAAGUAUUAAUACGUUGUAAAUUGUUAUAUGCCGACGAUAAAAAUAUAUAUUUGGAUUGGAAGAGAGAAGAUGGUCGGCCAAUGCCUCUUGGAAGUACCGUUAGUGAUGGAACUCUUUUAAUUGAAAAUCUUCAAAAAGAAGAUUCAGGCGAAUAUACUUGCUUUGGCGUGGAUCUUUAUGGCAAACAACUAUUUUCUGCAAAAAGUCAACUUACUGUUUUCGAUUUUCCAAAAGUUGAAUUAAGACCUACUAAACAAACAGUUAAACCUGGUGAAAGUCCCUCUAUACAUUGUAUAGCAUCAGGUGAACAACCAUUGAAUGUUGAAUGGGAAGCUGUUGGUCGUCCAAUACCGACAUCAGUAAGUCAAUCAAAUGGAGUAUUACAAUUUUAUGGUAUAACAUUUUCCGAUGCUGGAAAAUACGUAUGCAAAGCAUGGAAUGACUUAGGUACCGCAGAAUCUGUUGCUGAAGUAACUGUAGAAGCAUCUACAACGCCAAUAGUAAGAGUACAGGCUUCAAAAAAUCCAGUAAAUAUAGGAGAUUCUGUUGAUCUUCACUGUGUUACGUCAGGAAUAGUAAAUCCCCAUUAUGUUUGGAGUAAGCCUUAUGAAAUUUCAUUGCCAUGGAAUGCAAGAGAAAAUGGAAAUAUACUAAGUUUAGUCGAUGUAAAUCCAAGUAAUAAUGGUUUAUACCGAUGUGCCAUAGAUUUCGAAGAUGGUGUUGUAGAAGAUGAUAUUACUCUUAAAAUUCUAGAUGAUGAUACAUCAACUGAGGUACCAUCUGAAGAACCUGUAGUAAUAAAACAUGAACAAAUCGGGAAAAAUUUAGAAUUAGCUUGUCGAGAUAAUUUACAACCUCCGGUACAAUAUCGAUGGACUAAAUCAAAUAGUAGUUUACCAAUUAGACACGAACAACGUAAUGAUAAAUUGAUUUUAAUUGAAGUGGAUGGAGAUGCUGCUGGAGCAUACACCUGUGUAGCGAAUAAUGGAGAAGAAACAGUCGAAACCUUUACUACGGUUGUGAUUACUGGAUUAAUUCCAUAUUUUAGCCAAGCACCGUUGAGUUUUAUUGAAUUACCACCUCUUAUGGGCGCUAAUUUGCGAUUUAACAUUGAAAUUUCAUUUAGACCAGAAAAUUCUAACGGCAUAUUAUUAUAUACUAGUGAAACUCCAAAUGAAAUUGGCGAUUUCAUAUUAUUGACCCUUGAAAAUGGUUUCCCAAUAUUUAAAUUUGAUCUUGGUUCGGGACCUACAAUAAUUCAAGCAGAUAGAAACAUUACUCUUGGUGAUUGGCAUACAAUUAUUAUUCGCCGAGAUCGCAAAGAAGGAGUAAUGAUAGUAGAUGACGUUUAUUCAUAUCAAGCUAGCUCAAGAGGCAAAAAGGACGGUCUAGAUGUUUUUUAUCCUCUUUACCUUGGUGGAAUUGCAGAUAAUAUAGUUAUUAAUGAAAAUGCUGGUACAAACACAGGUUUCAUAGGCUGCAUUAACAGAUUAGUUAUAGAAGACAAACAAAUAAAUUUAAUGAAUAAUAUGGUAAUGAGUCAAUCAAUUACAAAUUGCGAAAUUUGUGAAUAUCUUGAAAAUUCUUGCAUAAAUGGAGUUUGUCAGGAAUCGACUGCUAAAGAUGGAUAUGAAUGCUUAUGUCAUACUGGUUACAGUGGAAAUCGUUGUCAGACAGCGGUAAAAUCAUGUCUACCAGGAAUUUGUGGAGAAGGUGUCUGUCAUGAAACAGAUUAUAGUUAUGAAUGUGAUUGUCCAAUUGAUAAAACUGGUCGCAAUUGCGAAACUUCACAAACAAUCCGUACACCCAAAUUAAGACAUCCUAGAUCCUUUCUUGCAUAUUCAACACCUAAACUGUUAAGAAGGUAA
This is a messenger RNA of Ceratosolen solmsi marchali, 9776 nucleotides long. It is a transcript of the gene trol, whose product is annotated as terribly reduced optic lobes. Lineage: Eukaryota; Metazoa; Arthropoda; Insecta; Hymenoptera; Agaonidae. The coding region runs from base 246 to 9776 and encodes 3176 amino acids. The record is from RefSeq and is a predicted model, not a curated record. The transcript has 41 exons. Gene Ontology annotation, cellular component: neuron projection. Gene Ontology annotation, molecular function: protein binding.